AUGAGAACAGUGAUCUUAAUAGUUAUCUUGAUAGGGAUAGUUCAAUCAGCACAGCAUCUGAGACAAAAGCAGAGUCAUAUAUUGAAUGGACAGAAAUUAGCUUUGAUAGAAAAAUAAGUGCAAUAUAUUGAUGAUGAUGUUGAAUUGAAUGGACAACAAGAAAUUCAAUAAGAAGGAUUUUAAGAAAUCAAUGUUCAUGAAUAAAUGUAAGUUCAAAUAGAGGAAGAAGCAGUAAUAUAAAUAGAUGAAGAAUAAACAUUAACCGCUGAAUAAAUGGAAGAGUUAGAUAGAAAAGAAUAAGAAGAAUAUGAGAGAAUGAAGAGAUAAACACUUGAAGAAUAACAUCUAAAUGAUGAAGACACUUAUAUGUAGAGUUAAUAGAAUGAAAGCAAAAAAGACAAUCAAUAUGAUCCUGAAAGCGAAAUGCCUGUAGAUGUAGUUGAACACCAACUCACUCCAGUUAUUUAAAAGGAUCCAAUCCCUGAUCAAAAGGGAGUUAUUUCUCCAUUUGCUCCUGCAGAUAACAGUUUACCAUAUUCAUCAUAUGAUAGUGAAAGUGGAUUCGAGGUUAAGGAGAGUGAUAUCAAAAUGUAGGGAUCAAUCAGUCCUAACGAUUUGGAUCAAUAUUUGCAAGAGCAAUAUCAAAAAGAGAUGGAAUAAUUUGCAAAUGUCCCCAUGUGAAAAUAUAAAAUAAUUAUAACAAUAAUUCAAUCCAUCUC
Messenger RNA from Paramecium tetraurelia, 719 nucleotides. RefSeq lists its product as uncharacterized. Lineage: Eukaryota; Ciliophora; Oligohymenophorea; Peniculida; Parameciidae. The transcript has a single exon. The record is from RefSeq and is a predicted model, not a curated record.